Papaver somniferum (opium poppy) is the source of this 2154-nucleotide messenger RNA. RefSeq names its product myb family transcription factor PHL6-like. The transcript is spliced from 8 exons. Bases 457 to 1809 code for a protein of 450 amino acids. Gene Ontology annotation, molecular function: DNA binding; DNA-binding transcription factor activity. The record is from RefSeq and is a predicted model, not a curated record. NCBI's taxonomy places the organism in Eukaryota, Viridiplantae, Streptophyta, Magnoliopsida, Ranunculales, Papaveraceae.
UGAUUUCUCAGUUUUGAGUGUCAGGGGAAGAAAGGCCGGAAUACAUCUGAAGACUUCUUGUUCUCCGGUGUUCUUCUGUUUUGGGUUGUGUUCUAUAUGGCGCUGGCUAAGUUGCGUAUCAGAAAACUUUCAGCUGAGACAAGUUUAGAUUGAGUAUCAGCUCCUUGUCACCAGGGGGAAGAUAUUUGAGCUAAAGGCUCGUUCUUCCAUUAAGUAGAUCAUCAAUAUAUGUGCAGUCUUCUUUACAUAUUAACAAUUGCUAUCAGAAGAAAAGCUUCUUCGUAUUGGCUGGCGCUGGUCCUUUUGAUGUGCAAUGAUCAGUGGAACUUUCCGUAUAAAAUUUAUAGUUCUGUGAUCCCAGUUUCCUAUUGGAGUAAACUAAGGCAUCAAACCUUGGAGGAACCGAUCUUAACCUGCACAUACAAGUCUUAGAAUAAGCUGUUGAAGAUAGAUACAAUGAAUUUUGGAACUAACCAAGGUGUAAAUGGCGGUUUCAGUAUUACACGAGAAACGUCAAAGUGUAUUCCUGUGGCAAAUGGACCUAUUCAUCACUGGAAACAUUCAAAUUGGUCAAAUGUUGACAACUAUGGGAAUUAUAUGGUUCCCGGCAGCAAGGAUCUCAGCCUACUUCCAAAUAGGGUAAUUCCUACCUCAUCUAUUUCUAUAUCCCCAAAUUUUGCAGAACCAGUACAAAACAUGUGCCCCCAGUCCUCAACAUUUUGUACCAGCUUACAAGUAUCACCAGCGUCAACCUUGGACCAUCAGAUGCAGUUUCUUCAACCUGGCUCAUCGUCAACCCAGUAUAUGAUGCCUCAAAAUCAGACCAUGUUACCUGUUCAACUGCAAGGUGAAAAUUUAGCAGCUUAUCAGCGGUAUGAGGGCCAGCAGAUUAUAAAUGGUGGACACUCUGAAUUGCUUGGAGAUGUUAUCAGAGAUGGCACUUUUGAUUGGGCCACCGGCCGCACCAUUGAUACUACCAGGACAGACAACAUUAUAUCUCAACAAAAUGGAUUGCAAAUACAACCUAAGCGGUUUGACUUUAUCAUGAACCAUGAAAAUCAGAAUGCUCAAAUGGAUGAAAUUUUCAUAGCAACCGAACAUUCCCAAGUCCAUGGUAAUCACAGCCAGGCGAAUAGAGGUUUUACAUUUUCCCUUGAAGAUGAGACAAAUUCUGCCAUCUCUAGCAUUGAUGUUUUGCACAAGCCUCGGAUGCGGUGGACUCAGAAGCUGCACGACUGCUUCGUACAAGCCACUAAUGAUCUAGGUGGCGCUGAUAAAGCAACUCCAAAAAGUGUACAGAUGAAAAUGGGUGUUGAAGGAUUAACUAUAUACCAUGUGAAAAGCCACUUGCAGAAGUACCGGCUAGCGAGGUGCCAACCUGACACCAAAGAAGAUAAAAGGUCCUUCAUUUCAGAGUUUCUAAACAGGACUGCAGCACCUGAAAAAGAAAUUAGUGAUCCAUCAAAGAAGUCUGCACCUGAAUCAGAAUCACUUCGAUUGCAGUGGGAGCUUCAAAAAAGCCUUCACGAGCAACUUGAGUUUCAAAAGGAGUUGCAGAGACGAGCUGAAGAAAAUGCACGGCAACUACAGAAGUUGUUGGAAGAACAGAAGAAAGUGGGAGAAGCAUUCAUGCUGGCCAGCCAAUCAUCCUUUUCUUCAACAAAUCCGGUAGUUGCUGCUGGUCCCUCAUCUACUCAUCUAGAUUUGGUUCAGGGUCAGUUGAAUAACAACGAUGCGUCAUUGAGAUUAUCACCACCUUCUCCGAAGAAAUCAAGGGUCGAACUAGGGACACCAACGUUUAGGUAUUGAUUAUGUCAGAUACAACACCAGUAGCAACUAGCAACAAUGUCAAACUGUAAUCUCUCUUCAUUUAUUUAUUCGUUCCCGUAAUUGAUAUUCUUACCGUUCAUGUUCCUCCACAUCCGUUCAACUAUACGGGCUUUGCUUGAAAAAAUGGGGUGACCCAAAAAAUGAAAAAGACUGAGAAAAAAUAAUGGCAGAGGUUCUUCUGUUACCUCUUUCUUUUGAUUAGCGCGUAACUCUUAAGCUAGCAACCGUAAUGCACCGGUUUUUACUUUCUAGUUCUGGUGAAGGAUGUAAAGAACAAUUUCAAACUUUGAUCUGCUUAAGCUUUGGAAUGACGGAUUGUAUGCA